This is a messenger RNA of Melampsora larici-populina 98AG31, 300 nucleotides long. RefSeq lists its product as uncharacterized. The record is from RefSeq and is a predicted model, not a curated record. Bases 1 to 300 code for a protein of 99 amino acids. The transcript is spliced from 3 exons. Gene Ontology annotation, molecular function: GTPase activity; GTP binding. Lineage: Eukaryota; Fungi; Basidiomycota; Pucciniomycetes; Pucciniales; Melampsoraceae.
AUGUUUUUGCAUAGGUUUCACUUUAUAAUUUCAUCUCACAUACAUGGUCCAUUGGUUGCUGUCGUGGUUCACAAUGUUGCUAAUUGGACAUCUUUCAUGAACAAAUCUAAAUGGGUUGAUGAUGUAAGAGCCGAGCAUGGAAACGACGUGAUCGUAAGACAAGUCUCGAGUGAUAACACUGAGAAGAAGGCAAAAGAAUUAAAUGUAAUGUUUAUUGAAACAAGUGCUAAGGCUGGACAUAAUGUUAAGACUCUUUUAAAAAAGUACUGGAGCUCUUCCUGGGAUGGACACUUCAUCUGA